This is a messenger RNA of Sphaeramia orbicularis (orbiculate cardinalfish), 2111 nucleotides long. It is a transcript of the gene hspb11, whose product is annotated as heat shock protein, alpha-crystallin-related, b11. The coding region runs from base 250 to 564 and encodes 104 amino acids. Gene Ontology annotation, biological process: intraciliary transport; multicellular organism development. The transcript has 5 exons. The record is from RefSeq and is a predicted model, not a curated record. Lineage: Eukaryota; Metazoa; Chordata; Actinopteri; Kurtiformes; Apogonidae. Gene Ontology annotation, cellular component: centrosome; cilium; intraciliary transport particle B.
GCGACAGGGCGGUUGGCUUGGCAACGAGAGUAGUUGUCGACUAUUUUCACAGAUGCCAUGAAUAAGGCAGGUUUUUGUGUAUUUGAGUUGAACCAGCUGCGAGUUUCUACACUAAGACAGUGCUUGAGAUUAAAACUCGAAUUAUAGUGUAUGUUUUUACGAUGAGUGAUUCGUCUUUGAGCUCUUUGGGUGCUAAGGUUGUCGUCGCUACAUCCUACGACGAAAAACACCCACCAGAAAACAUCAUUGAUGGAAAUACUAAACAUUUGGACGACCACUGGGAUGUAUCCACAGGAGUUCAUCAUCCGUUUUCCUGAUCCCACAAAACUCACUGCUGUGACUGUGGACAGCUACAAUGUCACACAUCUCAAGAUAGAACAAAAUAACUCACCAAAUGCCUCUAACUUUGAGUCAGUUGCAGAGAAAGACUUUACACAGACAGAGGGACAUCUUCAGUCUAAUUCUAUUCCGCUUAAUGGAACCACUGCAACCCACCUACGUUUUAUCAUCACCUCAGGAUAUGAUCACUUUGUCUCUGUGCACCGAGUCAGUGUACAAAACUGACAGAUUGUUUAUGACAUUGAUUAAAGCUUCAUGAUGUAUUUUUUGUAGAUUUAAUAGCCUUAUUUAAUCUUUUUUAAAAAUACAAUAAAUGUUGUCAUAUAUCUGUUAAUAUAAAAUACACAUGUGCAAAACCACACAAACAUGGCUCCUCCUCAUGUCAGAUUUUUGCAACAGGGUCUGUGAGUCUGAUAAGCAUAUAUCCAUGGAUACAUAAGGUACACUGUGCAUAACUGAUGUGUGGUGUAUUUUUUUAUUUUUUAUUUUUUUAAUUAUCAUUCCCAUUGGAUUGCUGGGUAAUCCAGUCACUAUUCUGUAUUAAAUACAUAGGCAGACUUUAAUGGCUUAGAUUCUCUGCAAUUUAAUUAUUUUGCAGUGUUCCUGAACACCAAAACAUAAUUAAAGAACCACCUGGAUAGUGGUCGAAGCUAAUGGGACUAAUGUAUGUAGUUCAGGUUUAGCCACAUACUGAAAAAGGGAAUUUUCUGAAACUAGAUGUUGUUACCUUUGAGAUGAGGUGUCAUUGAUUAAUUUUGGCCUUGUGGUUCUUUAGUCAUGGGUUUUGGAACUUGGUAUGGUAAUUAGGUGAAAAUGAACACAAAUUAGGUGGAAGGAACAGGUUAAACAAAGGACAUGAAUGAGAGCGUCAGUACAGUUUUUUUUAAUGUGUCACGUUGCAUGAAUCCAUUUUCUCUGGCAUUUUCUCCCAAUGUCAUGGAUUCACAUACAGGACUUUUUUUUGAUAUUCCACAUUCAAUUUUCCCUGGUAAUUUUACAAGCUCAAAGUUGGCAAAGCUUUAAAAUAAAAGAGUUGGAUAGUGAUGAACAGUCACUGACAAGAGAACUCUGCAGAGUUAAUUGUCUAAUUUUCAGCAGCGGCCCCCCCCCUCACCCCCCCCCCCCCCCCCCAAAGCUUAGCAGAAUUUGACAUCCCCAUAGAAAUGGGAACUAUGGGUGAUGCAGCUGGGGGGUUGGGGGACCAGAUGGUUUCCCAGCCAACCAGUGAGUCUCUAAAGACUGCGGGCCUUUUCACACAUAAUACUCGAGCCAGCUCCUGUACUCAUAUCCUCGGCACUCACACACAAUCACUGACUUUUAUCUACCUUCACUGCCAUUUCAACAUGUCGGUAGCAAAAGGCUGAGCAGUGUGUGUGGACCCGUUGGGACUCCCUCCCCAAUUACUUUGCUGACUGCGGAGGAGCUUGGGGAUUUGCUGAGGCUGUGUUUGCUAUAGCUCGGUCUGCAUGCAGGGCUCUGAAUAAACCAAUAAAAAUAUAAAAUACAUGCCUGAAUAACUAGCCCCCUGAUAUUUUAUACCAGCUAAUUGCUUAGGGGAAUGGCUAGGAUAUAGCACAUUUGAGUAUGUGAGUGUGUAAUGAGUAAUGAGCCCAAGGAAGGAAGUGAUACAGUGUUAUUGACUCAUCUAUUAUUUACCGGUGUGGAAUAUUUAUUAUAAUGUUAGAGGUUAGAGUCGACUGUGAAAUGAAGCACAAAGUAACAUUCAUAGGUGUACAACUAGUUUUUACUUGAUGCUUCAAGAUGUAGAAUGA